Paramormyrops kingsleyae is the source of this 5447-nucleotide messenger RNA. Lineage: Eukaryota; Metazoa; Chordata; Actinopteri; Osteoglossiformes; Mormyridae. The record is from RefSeq and is a predicted model, not a curated record.
UGGAAUACGCCACCCCCCCCCUCGGCCUUGAUACCAAGGAGGUGCCUUUCCUUGCUCCUGACUCCCCUCUCCCCCGGGACCUCCGGUGGUGCACACACAGGGAGGCGCUGCCGUCGUGCACAGACUGGCAGACGGGGGCUGCGACUGACAAGCCGCCUACCGUCCAGUGCGACUCCAACAGUUUCCUCAGAGCUGUCUUCAGAAACUUCGCUCCCCGCAGCCCCGGCCCGGCCCGGCCUGGGCCACGCCCGCGCGCCCCCCCCGAGGCCCAGGAGUCGCGGUGCCGAGCCUGCAGGCUCCCCACAGCACGCCGGCAUGGAGGUGGGAAUGCGAGUGGUGCGAGGCGUGGACUGGAAGUGGGGCAACCAGGACGACAGUGAGGGCCACGUGGGCACGGUGGUGGAGGUGGGCCGGCAGGGCAGCACCACCACGCCCGAUAAGACCGUGGUUGUGCAGUGGGACAGCGGCACGCGCACCAACUACCGUACCGGCUACCAGGGAGCCUACGACCUACUGCUCUACGACAACGCCCAGAUCGGGGUGCGCCACUCCAACAUCAUCUGCGACAGCUGCAAGAAGCACGGCAUCAUGGGCAUGCGCUGGAAGUGCAAGGUGUGCUUCGACUACGACCUGUGCACGCAGUGCUACAUGAACAACAAGCACGACCUGAGCCACGCCUUCGAGCGCUACGAGACUGCGCACUCCCAACCUGUGAGCCUACCACCCCGACAGAACCUCUCCAGAAUCAUCCUGAAGGGAAUAUUCCAGGGAGUGAAGGUGGUGCGAGGACCGGACUGGGACUGGGGCAACCAAGAUGGAGGGGAGGGCAAGCUCGGCAAGGUAAUCGACAUCCGCGGCUGGGACACAGAGUCCGGCCGGAGUGUGGCUAGCGUCACUUGGUCCAACGGCACCACCAACGUCUACAGGAUGGGCCACAAGGGGAAAGUGGACCUCAAGUACGUGUCGGACAUAGCAGGCGGUUAUUACUACAGAGAUCAUCUCCCAAAGCUGGGGGAGCACGCAGAGCUGCAGAGGCAGGACAGUGCAGAUGGACAUACAUUCCAGCAGGGAGACAAAGUCAAGUGUCUUCUGGAGGUGGACAUCCUCAGGCAGAUGCAGGAGGGGCAUGGAGGCUGGAACCCCAAGAUGGCCGAGUAUAUCUGCAGAAUAGGGACGGUGCACAGGAUCACAGACCGAGGGGACGUCAGAGUGCAGUACAGCAAUAAUAUCCGCUGGACUUUCCACCCAGGAGCCUUAACCAAGGUAAACACGUUUGGGAUCGGCGACCUGGUGCGAGUCCUGGACGACAUCGACACGGUGAAGCGACUCCAGUCAGGCCACGGCGAGUGGACAGACAGCAUGGCGCCUUUUCCAGUAGGUGUUGCCAGACCUUUGACAGCUGCUGUGUUUCCCUGUGCGCUGCAGGUGGACAUUAAGAACCAGGGUAAGACGGCGCUGCAGGUGGCUGCGCACCAAGGCCACAUGGAGGUGGUGAAGGUCCUGCUCCAGGCCACCAGCAACAUCGAGGUGAAGGACGAGGAUGGCGACACCGCACUGCACUACACAGCCUUCGGGAACCAGGCGGAGAUUGCGAGGCUGCUGCUUAGCAAGGGAGCUAAGGUGAAUCUCCUGAACAACUCUAUGUGCACCGCCCUGCACAUUGCCGUCAACAAGGGCUUCACCGACGUGGUGCGGGUGCUCCUGGAGCAUGCAGCCGACGUCAACCUGCAGGACUCCUACGGAGACACGCCACUGCAUGACGCCAUCGCCAAGGACUUCCGGAACAUCAUUGAAAUCCUCACUGUCGUGCCCAACAUCGACUUCACCCAGCAAAACAACCGAGGCUUCAACCUGCUGCACCAUGCUUCACUGAAGGGCAACAAGCUAGCGACGGAGAUGAUUUUGGCUCGUGCACGCCAGCUAGUGGACGUGAAAAAGGAUGACGGCUUCUCCGCUCUUCACCUUGCUGCACUCAACAACCACAAGGAGGUGGCUGAGAUCCUUAUCAAGGAGGGACGCUGUGACGUCAACAUCCGCAACAACCGCAACCAGACGCCGCUGCAGUUGGCGGUCACACAGGGCCAUGGCGACGUGGUGCAGCUGCUGGUAGCCGAGGGCGCCGACGUCAACGUGGAGGACGAGGACGGCGACACGGCGAUGCAUGUGGCGCUGAGCCGGCAGCAGCUGGCCGCGGCCGCUGCCUCCACUGAGGGCGAGGGUUCCUCGCUCUAUUCCCGGCUUAACACCUCAGGAUUGCUGGGCAACAUGGAGCUCAACGUGGGCGUGGCCAUCGCGUGCUUCCUGGCACAAGAGGGGGCAGACGUCAACUACGCCAAUCACAAGGGCAAGAGCCCGUUGGACCUGGUGACAGACGGCGCCGUGUUGCAGCUCAUCAAGAACUUUUCUGAGAAGCACAGGCUAGCGCAGCUGCAGUCGGUAUCGAGCGGCACGGGCAGUGGCAGCAGCAGCCUGCGGCGAGUGCACACCACGCCCAACACCAUGACCAACCUGGCCAUGCCCAACGCACCAGGCCCCACCGAGUGCCUCAUCUGCUCCGAGCUGGCACUGCUGGUGCUCUUCUGUCCCUGCCAGCACAGCGUGGCCUGUGAAGAGUGCGCCCAUCGCAUGAAGAAGUGCAUCAAAUGCCAGGUGACCAUCACCAAGAAGAUCCGGCAAGACCAGACAGAGGUGGAGUGCAGCCCCAGUGCAGAGACUUCAGAGCAGCACCAGCUCCUGGAGCAGCUGCAGUCACGCUACCGGCAGAUGGAGGAGCGCAUCACCUGCCCCAUCUGCAUCGACAACCACAUCAAGCUGGUGUUCCAGUGCGGCCACGCCUCCUGCAUCGACUGCAGCGCCGCCCUCAAGACGUGCCCCAUCUGCCGGCAGGCCAUCCGCGAGCGCAUCCAGCUUUUUGUGUGAUGUGGCCGCGCCGUCGGCCGUCAAAGGUGGCCACCCGCGAGCACCCCCAUCCCGCUCACGCCGCUCUGCUGCGGGGUUAGAACGCUGAGCACCCAUGUCUGGAGUGUGCCCCCACCCCUCCACUGGCAUCCUGAAGGAACCAAGGCAGGGCCGUCCCACUUUGGACCCGAGCCUGCCCCCACAUUCCUGCAGCCAACAGGUCACCCAGGGGGAGCCGCCAAGGUGUGUGUCAGCAGGCUUCAGGGCCACUCGUCUGUUACGCCGUUUCUCCAGCGAGGACGUCCUCGCCGGAAGGAGACCCCAUCAAUCUCAUCCAUCAUCUUGUUUACAGAGGCUCUGACAAGUGAUAAUGACCCCCCAACCUCUGCUAUUUGUCUGAUUUUACUCAUUGCCCUCGUCUUAGUCAUGGUCAUUUCUGUAAUUGUAUAUAUAUAUAGAAACAUGCGCACAUAUAUACAGAUGUGUGUGCAUAUUGUAAGUACAGAGCUUGUAUUAUUUGUGGUGAAAGAUACCAGUUACCUGUUUAUUUAUGUCCCAAAGGGUUUCCUAUUUAUGUGAAUCGUGUUCUUCUCCUAUUCACUCUGUGGAAACACCCUGAGCCUGUUCACCCUGCCAUAUGCUGCUGUAGUCAGGGUUCUGAAUCACUAAUCUGUCUAAUCACACCUGGCAUCUUGGACAGCGUACAAAUCCAAGCUAAAAGAACCCCCCCUCAAUUUGUUUCAUGCUCACAUUUGAAAAUGUUUUAUUUGGUAGUGAAGGCCUCUGACGUGAGAAUGGCCCUCGCAGACCAUGUGCACAGGUUCCCCGCAGUCCUGUGAUUCCAUCCUGUUGUGUGGGAGGAUUAUCAUCUUGACAGUAGUAUCUGGAAAGGCCUUGGCUUCAUAACUGUGGCCACACAUGGCAGCACGUGCCGUUUCACCCCUGACUGUCUUCACCUGGACUUCACCGCCACCGCACACAUAUCAGGCUGAUCCACGUGACGGUGUGACAGCGGUGUCGCCUCCGUUCAGCCAGAUCCCAGGAGUCCGGACCUCCACGCUUCAGCUGCCGCUGUUACGUUGGUAGUCGAGAUCCUCGGCGUGCAUCGCGACAAAUUAGCAUGCCCUGUAGCCGCCGUGAGCUAAGGGGAGCCCUAAACCCCUUACCUGCAGUUGCGUUUUGCACAGCUGGAAAGUUGUUUUCUUUUUCUAAAACGUAAAAUAUAACGCACCAAAGCUGAAAAAUGCAGUCAGAUGUAUGCAAAGGCUUCUUUCUGUCACAGUGUAAAGCCAAAGGUGUGUCCAUUUGACAGCCUUUGAAUGAAAUUUCAUUUUCUUUAUUUUAUUUUUAUUGUAAACCUUAUGCAUAAGGACUUAAAAGGGCAAAAUAUUUGUUUUGUGUGUGUCUGUCCUGGACAGUUUCUUUUCACAGAGGAAGAGGAAGAAGGUCCUCCCCACACGGAUAAUAUUAUCAUUCAACCACAAGAAUUCCCUUUACACAGGCACAUUUUCUUUCAGAAGGGCUUCUGUAGAUAUAUACAUCCUUUUUCCCCCUCAUGCUCAAUUUUGUAUGUUGUAGGGGCUUCACAGAACUGUCGCCUCAGGCUUGCUUAUUGGGGGUUCAGGACGGUUAUAUGUAAAGUGCUUUGGGACAAUGACUUGUUAAAAGCGCUAUAUAAAAAAAAUGGAACAAACGUCAGUGUCUGACACCGUAAGCCGUUUUAUGGGCCUUUCGUUGGAGGUUAGUAAGGACAAGCGGUAAAUGCAGUUUACCUUGACACAGUACUGCACCGGUGCCAAAUCCAACUAGUAGUGGGGAUGCCAGGGAUGUGCAAAGUGUGCUGAGGCCAUGUGCAGGACGCUUUCUUUACCGUGCUUAUUUACCCCAAGUAAAUACACCUCCAUCAGGAACCUAGCAGAUAUGAAGACAUUACUUUUAAUUUUGUGUUAAUAACAGAAAAAUUGGAUGUGCAAAUAAAUGAAUGCAGAAUGUAUUGAAAAGGUGGAUGGAAUGUACAUUAAAGGGGGAAAUCCUUUGUACCUCACAGACUGGCUAAUAGUAAUUGUUUCGGUGGCGUGGCCCAGCCAACAAGUUGGCAUCAGGCAUAAUACUGGGGAAAUACCUGAAUCCCAUAGUGUGUCCUUCCAAAGCAGCCCUCUUGUUUUCCUGAAUAAUAUGCCCUCUAUUAGUCCCCAGAAUCACUUCUUGCUUUUCUUUUUCCGUGCACCCAUUUUUAAGGUGGUGCAUCUGACUGAGAGGGGGCUGAUUUACUGUACUGGUGAAUUAGGAGUGAACUUCUGAGGUUUGCAGUAUUAUAGAACCUAAACACAGGGUCAGAAACCGUUAAUAAUUAUGACUAUCAAAACACUUUAUUUUUCAAGUAUUGUUUCUCAUCAUACUCCUUUUUGUUGGAGGCAAUUAUUUAAACUACAAACGUUAUAUAUGUUUGUACAGCAUUUUUAGUUCUGCUGUUGGCCUUACUGAUAAUUCCUUUUGUUUUAUUCUGUAAAAUACAAUUUUGCAAUAAAUAUGGAAAUGUUUUAUAAGAA